Molecule: messenger RNA, 5463 nt
Organism: Phycodurus eques (leafy seadragon)
Lineage: Eukaryota; Metazoa; Chordata; Actinopteri; Syngnathiformes; Syngnathidae
Gene: rad50
Product: RAD50 homolog, double strand break repair protein
Exons: 25
Coding region: 291-3758 (1155 amino acids)
Biological process (GO): telomere maintenance via telomerase; chromosome organization involved in meiotic cell cycle; double-strand break repair
Cellular component (GO): nucleus; condensed nuclear chromosome; Mre11 complex
Molecular function (GO): ATP hydrolysis activity; double-stranded telomeric DNA binding; single-stranded telomeric DNA binding
Source: RefSeq, a predicted model, not a curated record
GACACGUUCCAAGUCAGCGUGUUUUCGUGACAGUGGGACUUGAGAUGCGAAGAUAGUUACGAAUUGUGGCCAUUCUCGAAAUUCUGAGAAAGAAACGUUUGAAAAGCCCGCCACUACUAUACUUUUUUUUUUUUUUUUUGCUAGUGUAACCGUACGUACGUUAAAAUAAGCUAGCUUACCGGAGAAGUCUCGUUAGAGUGACUUUAGCCCGGUAUAAAAGUAGUCCAUACUCAAAAAGACGAUUACUGAGGGACCGUUACGUAGCCGUCCAAAGUGUUGAAGAAGCAAACAUGUCCAAAAUAGACAAGAUGAGCAUCCUCGGGGUGCGCAGCUUUGGGAUUGAGGACAAAGACAAACAAGUCAUCUCGUUCUUCUCUCCCCUCACGGUUCUGGUUGGUCCAAACGGAGCAGGCAAAACGACCAUUAUUGAGUGCCUCAAGUAUGCCACAGCAGGAGAACUUCCCCCAGGUUCUAAAGGAGGCGCUUUUGUCCAUGAUCCAAAGGAUGUUCACGAAACAGACGUGCGAGCGCAGAUACGACUUCUGUUCUCUGAUGUCAACGGAGAGAAAGUCACCAUCCAUCGUUCCAUGUCCUGCACCCAGAAAGCGAAGAACUACUCAUUUAAAAGCUUGGAGCAGGUUAUUACCCGGCUAAAGGAUGGCGAGAAGGUGAGCUUGUCAUCCAAGUGUGGCGAGUUGGACCGUGAGAUGAUAUCCGCACUCGGCGUGUCCAAGCCCGUGUUGAAUCACGUCAUAUUCUGCCACCAAGAGGAUUCCAACUGGCCACUUAGUGAGGGCAAGGCGCUCAAAGAAAAGUUUGAUUCCAUCUUCGCUGCAACCAAGUAUAUCAAAGCUCUGGACACAAUGCGUCAGUUGCGUCUCAAGCAGAACAACACCGUGAGAGAGUGUCAGGUGGAGUUGCGCUUCUUGAAGCAGAACAAAGAAAAAGCCCAGCAAAUUAGAGAGAUUGUUGCCAACAAGGAGGCUCAGCUGAUGGCCUCCAAGGACAGUAUCCAUCUGAUUGAAAGCCAGAUAAAUCCACUGGAGAAUCUGCUGGCAGACAUUGACUUAAAACUGGGAAAAGUAAUGAAGCUGGACAAUGAUAUUAAAGCUUUGGACAGCAGGAAGAAACAGAUGGAAGAAGACAACAAGGAGCUGGAGGAAACAAUGGAACAGGUGUUCCAGGGUUCGACUGAGCAGCUGCAGGAGCUGUACCAGAACCACCAGAAAACAGUGAGGGAGAAGGAACGCAGGCUGACCGACUGCCAGAAGGAGCUGGAGCGAGCUGGCAGGGAGUGUCAGAGACUCAACAGGGUCAAGGCUGAUCUCUUGGUGGAACAAGGACGUUUACAGCUGGAGGCUGACCGCCACACACAAAACAUCAAAAACCGUGACACUCAGGUCCGUUUAUUGUCGUCCCAACUGGAGAUGGAGGGCUACGACCGACCGCCUUUCACGACUCUUCAGCUUGAGAGCUUUCAUCGUCACCUCACACAGAGACUGGAGCAGGAAAAAGCCACAGUCGCUCAGGUUAUGGUGGACUUGCAGGAAAAGGAGGAGCAGAAACAACAGUCAAUUGAUGAGAUCAGGGACAAGAAGACGGGCCUGGAGAGGACAGUGGAGCUGAAAAGAGACCUGCAGGGAAAGAAGCAGCAAGAGCUCCGGAUUGUCCGCACUGAGCUGCAGAGGCUUGAAGGUUCGUCCGGCAGAAUGCAGGAGCUGGAAAAUGAUCUGGCCAAAGCGGAGCGUGAGCUGCAGAGAGCCCUGCAGAUGUCCAAUGUAGAGGAGCUGAAGGUCGAGGUUGUGGAGCUCCAGAGAGAAAAGGCAGAGCUCGACCGCACACAAAGACAGCUGGACCAAGAGAUGGGACUGCUCAACAUACACACGACUGCACGCACACAGAUGGACAUGCUGACAAAGGACAAGAAAGAAAAAGAGGAGCAGGUACGCAAGAUCAAAUCGCGUCACAGUGACGAUCUGGUGUCACUGCUGGGCCACUUCCCCAACAAAAGAGAGCUGGAGGACUGGCUCUACGCUAAGUCAAAGGAAAUACACAGCACCAGGGACAAACUGGCCAAACUCAAUAAGGACUUAGCGUCCAGCGAGCAGAAUAAGAGCCACAUUGCUGCUGAGCUACGUAAAAAGGAGCAGCAGUUGACAAAUGACGAAGAAAAGUUCUUCAUUGUGUGCGGAAGUCAAGAUCUGGAGCAGGACCUUGGCAAAGUAAAGGAGGACCUAGAAAAAAUCUCCAAACAAAGAGCCAUGCUCGCUGGAGCCACUGCAGUCUACACCCAGUUCAUUAGCCAGCUGACUGAGGAGAGGGAGCCCUGCUGCCCCGUCUGCCAGCGGACAUUCCCGUCCGAGGCUGACCUGCAGGAGGUCAUCAGCGACAUGCAGUCCAAACUGCGCCUGGUUCCAGAUAAGCUGAAAAACACAGAGCAGGACCUGAAGAGGAAGGAGAAAAGGCGAGAUGAGAUGAUGACUCUAAAACCAGUCAGGCAGUCCAUUGUGCAGUUACAAGAGAAGGAGUUACCCGAGCUGAGAAAUCGGUUGCAGAGUGUGAACAGAGAAAUUGAGAGGCUGAAAAGUGAUGUAGAGGAGCAGGAGACUCUGCUUGCGAUGCUGAUGUCUGAGGAGGAAACAGCCAAAGCUUGUCAGCAGGACAUUGCCCUCAUGGACAGAUUCCUGAUGGACCUAAAGGAAGUGGAGAGGAAAAUAGCUCAGAAUGGAGCCAAACUCCAGGGAGUAGACCUGACCAGAACCAUUCAGCAAGUCAGUCAGGAGAAGCAGGAGACUCAACUCAAGUUAGACACCGCAUGCAGUAAGAUGGAACUGAAACGUAAGUUGAUCCAAGACCAGCAGGAUCAGAUACAGAUGCUGAAGAGUUGUGUGAACGAGACCAAAGCAGAGAAACUCCAGCUGAGCAGCGACAUGCAGAAGCAGCAGCAGCUAGAGGAGCAGUGUGUUGAUUUCACCACGGAGAUUCAGACCUUAACAAGGGACAUCCGGGAGGCAAAGGAACAGCUGUCUCCGUUGUCCGCCACCCUAGAUAAGAUGCAGCAGGAGAAACAGGAACUGAUGGAACGUAAAAGGCAAAAACAGGAGGAAGGACAGGAGAAGAUCAACGCUAUCAAAGAGAAAGUAAAGACCAUCACCAUCUUGGAAAGAGACAUCUGCAAGUAUCUUGAAGAGGGCAAAGAUGAAUAUAAGGAGCAAAAAGAGUCUGAGCUUCAGGAUACUAACACCCAGCUCCACGAGGCUGAACGACACAAAGAGAAGAUCAGCAAAGAGAUGGGAAACAUCCGGCAGGACAUUGACACUCAAAAGGUGCAGGAGCGCUGGUUACAGGACAACCUGACCCUAAGAAAGCGGGUUGAGGAGCUUAAAGAGGUUGAGGCUCAGCGAGAGGCCCUUUGCAAAGACCUAGGCAACAUGCAAGUGAUUCAACUACGCCAAGAACGACGUGAAGCCGAGCGUAAGAUGGAGGACCUGAAGAAGAACCGCAGCAUUGCACUGGGUCGCCAGAAUGGCUUUGAGGAGGAGUUGCUGCAUUACAAAAAAGAGCUGCGAGAAGACCAGUACAAUAAAGCGGACGAGCUCUACAAAAACAAGAUGAUUGUAAUGCGCACGACAGAGCUAGUCAUCAAAGAUCUGGAUCUCUACUACAAAGCCCUUGAUCAAUCACAAUCAUGGCGUCUGUGGCUCUGUGGUCUCGAACCAGGCUUUUUAGACUACACUCAUAAGGAUUUGCAAUUGUAAAUGUUGGAACAGGUGUUGGCCCUGACGAUUUUCCCCAGCAGAUCAAGCAGGGAAAAAAAACCUCGCUUAACACACUCCACACUAUGGGAUAAAAUCGCUCAGGAUAAUCUUUUAGGAAACAUCGGCUAAUCGGGCCUUUGUUUAUAAUUGCCUAUAGAUAGUGAUGGUAGCAAAGCACUACUUUCAGUACGAUGAGGUAUUUUUUUAAAAAUACCUCAUCUUACUGAAACAUAGUCCCUUGGCACAAAGAUGCCACAAGAUGAGGGCAAAGCACUGCUGUUGUCCAAAUAAAGCUCCUCAGUUGUCUUAAAUAUAUUUCCUUGGCACCCAGAGGCCGCAAGAUGGCGCCAAAGUAAUGUUUGUAUUGCUUUGGCCUGAGCACACAAACAGUGAAAAGGUUCCAAAAAUGCAUGAAUUUGUUCUUCUGUCAGUGUGAAAUAGAAUCCGCGACAGUUUUUAAACUAUAAAAUCCAGCACCUGUCUCUAGCUCAAACAAAAAUAAUCUGUGGUAAAUUCCACACUGGGUAAAAGCAACUGGCAAAUUUGUAAACAUAGCCUGAGAGGCGUAAAAGAAACAUAGGUCUGUGCGUCACUGCCAAACUGUCAUAAUGUCACACGGGAGUGACAUUUCCAUCACGCCUGCAUUGGUUGAGUCAGCUUUUUCAUCAGAAUUAUCAAGAUUGUCAGCAAGUAGGCUUUGGCCACCGUCCAACGGAUGAGGGGUGCCAGUUACUCUCCUUGUGCUCUCAGAGCAUGUGAAAGCCAAAAAAUGAACUUGGCCUUUGACAACAAAUUAUGUCAAAGGUUUUAUAUAUUAUCAACCAUCGUGUGACGUAUGCUUUUCUUUAGCAUUUCAUAUUGAACAGAAAAAGAAAAACAACCUAAAAGUCUGAGUAGUCCAGCACUUUUUUUUUCUUUUUUCAAAUUGGUCAGUAGGCACACGCAGCUAGUUCUCAAAAAUAUUUAGCCUACUUUUUGACACAUUGUGCUAAAUACUCAUGAUUUAUUUUCACAAUAAUCAUUUCAAAACAUUCAUAAAGAAUUGGUGACAACUUGCCGUAUGGAAUCAAAACCCUUACUACUUUGUCAAGUAAGCAAAUCCCAUAGAUAGAUAAGGAUUACUCAUCUUUUUUAUUUCCUAUUUCAUCACGACUCUCCUCUUCAGUUGCCAUAUAUGGGCGUCGGAAGGAUGGCGGUUGACUUACACUUGAUAUUUUGACCACAUGAGAGCUUGUCAUCAGUUGGUGGGUUUAUUAACUACACACAGGAUGCCAACAUCCAGUUUUCUGCAGUUUUACCGCCCUCAUCAACCUACUUGUUUACCGUAUAUCAAUAUGACACCAAUUCAAAUAGUUUCUGUUUUGGAAUAUUGUGACCAACAAUUAAACAGAAAAAAAAGCGAUUUCAUGGUUGGGUUGCUCACACAAGAGUUUAAUAUCAAUUUGGGACAAAAUUUGCUUGAGUUCCAUCUAAGGAAUAACCAUUUACCAAAUAAAACUAAAAAUUUGGCCAGGGUAUUCACUGAAGGCUUAACUGUAAGUUGUUAACUCUGUUACUAUUUAUACACACUAGGGACUUUUUUGUUUUUAGUAUACAAUAUUUCACACAUUUUAACUCAUUUUAUGACAUGACCAUCAAUGUGCAGCAAAACCCCAAAAAAGUACAGUGUUAAUUUUAAAUAUGUUUUUUUUUUUCUUCUUGAAAA